CAAACUGCAGGAGCGUUUCCCACAACGUCUGCGAACACGCGUCGCUCUCUUUUCCACCACGUCCCAAUGAAAACGCCCGCCAGCAACGGCCAAGAUGGCUUCCUCGAACUCGCCGUCGGAUAUUGAAUCCGGCGUCAACAGGGAAGACUCUGCCCAGCCUGGAGCCAGGAAGAGCGCUGAUGCUCGGGCGACGCCUGCACUGGAUGAUGGCGCAACUACACGGCGCGAUAAGGACCUGCCGGCCCAGGGCCACGCGUUGAUGCAGGGCGUGAAGCGGCGCGUUCCUGGUGGCGUUCGGCGCAGAUACGGGACGGCUGUGAGCUGGCUUCGAGGACCUGAUCCGCCGCGACCGUGGAAGAUACGACCACUGCUCCCUCGCGUGCAGCAACUGCCCCUGCGGCUGGUCGACCGUCUUCUCCCACGGCGGUGGCAAAGGGCCGUUGUGCUCCUGGUCUUCUACGUCUGUUGGAUUGCGACAUUCGGCGCCGUGAUGCACAAGUCAUCCGCGGUGGAUGAUAUCGGUGGUCAGGGGUCGCCGUUCUUGGUGGGAUGCGGUGGUUCUUUCUGGUCGCAGAACAACGGAUGUGGUCUUGAUGGCAUUGAUUGUCAGCCUUUUGCAAAUAGCUCGUUCGCAUUCCGGUGCCCUGCGAGCUGCAGCAGUCAACAAGUGCUGAACCCUCGUUUCGUGGGCGCCACUGAAGUCAUAUAUGAGACGCUGGUGGUUGGUGGGGCUACACCCAACGCCAACGGCGGAUCUGAUGGAGUGUCUGGCUUUGUCUACCGCGCAGAUUCCUUCAUUUGCUCUGCAGCCAUCCACGCUGGGGUGAUAUCCAACUCCCAGGGCGGCUGUGGCGUGGUCUCUCUUGUCGGUCAGCAGAGCAACUACCCCAGUGUGGUCCGUAACGGCAUUCGCAGUGUGGGAUUUAACUCGACAUUCCCGUCGUCUUUCACCUUCGAGCCAGGAAGUGGUAUGGCCUGCAGGGAUCUUCGGUGGCAGCUGCUCGCUGUUUCUGUUGUCUACACAGCAGUCUUGUCCUUAUUCACCAAGUCUCCAUCCGUCUUCUUCUACUCGGUAUUCAUUGCGUGCUAUCUUCAGUCCGCUCUCGCAACAUCCACCCCGAGAUAUGCCGACAUAUAUUCCUUGGUCUCCACCGCUCUGGGCGGCCUCCUACCCGCUUUGUUCAUUGCCCAGGUCAUGUUCACGCUGUACAUGCGCCGAACUCUGCUUGGUCUGACAGCUCAAGUUGAGAAGACUGUACUCUGGCUUGGCCCAUGCUGGGUUGGCUCCCUCGCAGACUAUACAUUUGAGCUGAUUCCUCUUUCGAGACUCACAAGCCACGACAUAAAGCAACAACCGGGCGCGAUUGCCUCCCUGGUUGUUAUUGUAUUGGUCAUAUUCGUCGUAUUCGUUGGGCAGGCCUGGACCUUCCGGCGAGAAGGCCGGCUUCUUCGCUAUCUCGGUCUGUAUGUUUGUCUCGGGGUAUGCAUUGGCCUAUUGGCCGCCGUACCCAACGAGUCGCUGCGUAUACACCACUACAUCCUUGGUCUCCUGUUGAUACCAGGGACAUCGAUUCAGACAAGGCCAAGUCUUGUUUACCAGGGCAUUCUCGUCGGCCUCUUCGUCAACGGCGUGGCGAAGUGGGGGUUUGACUCGAUCUUGCAGACGGCCGCUGCCCUGCAGGGCGACGCCAUCAUGGGGACCGUUUUGCCUACCGUCACAGCCUCCAACAUCACAGCCUCAAAUAUCACCUUCAGCUGGCCGAGCGUGCCCGACGGCUACGCUGGGACAAGCAUCCUGGUCAACGAUGUGGAGCGCUAUCGCUCAUCCCAAGGCGAGCAGUCUCUGACCUGGCAGAGAUCUGACGGCGAUGCAUCAUUGCCAGAGUACUUUAGAUUCGCAUACUACGCUUUAUCUGCUGCAUACGGCUUGCAGAGUGGUGACUACACGAAAGCUGGAACCUGGUAUGCCAAUGGCACGUGGCAGCAGAUGGAACCCGGGGCGAGCUGAUUGAUAGAAUUA
Diaporthe batatas is the source of this 2020-nucleotide messenger RNA. RefSeq lists its product as uncharacterized. Lineage: Eukaryota; Fungi; Ascomycota; Sordariomycetes; Diaporthales; Diaporthaceae. The record is from RefSeq and is a predicted model, not a curated record. The coding region runs from base 95 to 2008 and encodes 637 amino acids. The transcript has 2 exons.